Molecule: messenger RNA, 1404 nt
Organism: Closterium sp. NIES-65
Lineage: Eukaryota; Viridiplantae; Streptophyta; Zygnematophyceae; Desmidiales; Closteriaceae
Source: the annotation of a GenBank genome assembly
AUGACACAGUCUGUAGUAACGUGGAGCAGCAACGAUGGGGUAGAUCCUGAUCCUGGACUUCACUUCCCUGGCUUGACACCCCUGAUCUUGCUCCUCCAGCUCCGUGGACCCGUUUGCCUGACUCCCGUCUACACUUGCCUCUACACUCCCCAGAUCCAGUUGAAGCAGGAGCAGGAGGUGCACGAGGUGCAGGAGGAGGAGCGGCAGCGCAAGGAGGAGGUCGAGGCGCACCCGUUCACAGUCAUAAAGGUGUCGCGAGACAAGGACCUGUGGGAGCAGACCGGCAGCGACCAAACCUUUGACCUCGUAGACCACGAGCACGUGAGAAGCUUCCACUUGCCGAACCAGAUGCUGUUUGCAGACUUCCAAAGGGAGGUGGAGAGGGAGGUUGGUGUACCGAACCACACGUACCGCUCCACCCGGCUGCUUAAUGCUGCAAAAGAGGGCAUGACGGUGAGAGGGGGGGAGGUGGGGGAACGGGGAGGGGGCGGUGGAAGGGGAGAAAGAGUGCGACAGGUGAGGGACUCGAACCGGCCAAUGGUUCCCCUACAUGAGAGGGCCAAGGACGACAUUCUGCUCUUUCUCAAGUUCUACAACCUAGUCACUGAGACGCUUAGGUACGUGGGUCGUCUCUUUGUGAAGCUUGGGCAGACUCCGGCCGAUGUGCGAGGGAAGGUCAACGAAAUUUGUGGCCUCCCUCCCACCGAUGACAUCCUGCUCUUUGAGGCAAUUCAGACGUCGCCCCUCUCCCCCCUCCCCCCUCUCUUCCCUCCAACACCCCAGGAGAUAAAGUUUGAGCUGAGUGUUAUGUGCGAGGCCCUGGACCGCACGGUCACAUUCAAAGGCGGGCAACUAGAGGACGCUGUGUGCAACGCUCCAACCCGCUCGGCCGAGAGGGUGUGGCGGCUGGGGCUGCCGGGAGUGGUGGGAGUGGUGGUGGGAGUGCGCUCCAAGGAGCACACGUAUGACGAGGUGGUGGCGAGGCUAGCAGAGGAGCUUGGGCUCAAUGACCCGUCCAAGAUCCGCCUCACCACACACAACUGCUACUCGGAGCAGCCCAAGCCCCGGCCAUCAAACAUCCUCUAUUUCGAGACGCUCGACAUCCCGCUACCAGAGCUGCAGAGCCUCAAGACUCUCCGCAUCUCGUUCCACAAUAGCAAGGCAGAAGAGGUGUUGGUGCACAACAUUCGGCUGCCCAAGAAAUCGACGGUGGCAGAUGUGCUUGCGGACCUAAAGUCCAAGUUCAUGGUGGAGCUGUGGCAACCUAAGGCAAAGUUUUGGAUGCUGCAGGUGGAGCUGUCACACCCCGAGGUGGAGCUGCGCAUGCUGCAGCUGUUCAACAAUAAGAUCUUCAAGACCUUUCCUCUUACUGAGCAGAUUGAGUGCAUCAACGACCAGUACUAG